Molecule: messenger RNA, 5899 nt
Organism: Morone saxatilis (striped sea-bass)
Lineage: Eukaryota; Metazoa; Chordata; Actinopteri; Moronidae
Gene: tmem102
Product: transmembrane protein 102
Exons: 6
Coding region: 391-1941 (516 amino acids)
Source: RefSeq, a predicted model, not a curated record
AGGACACCACCUCCACCACCACUAGUGCUGCUGCUGUGUUGGACUUAACACGCUCAUGCAUCAAAACACUGGCUGUGCAGUGGUGAAACCGCCCUGCUACUACUACUAAACCUCAGCACAGCCUCGUCUGCUGUGCGAGGACACGGGCACAUUUUUAAUCAUAAACCUGACCUCGCAAAUCCGUUUGUAGUUCCGUAAUGUGGGGCGGUCGUGCCACACAUACCACUAAUCCCUGGAUCCUCACAGAAGGACCAUGAUUUCUGGGACGGUGGCGCCUGGGACCUGUUGGAAAUGACAGCUACAGAAGGCGGACUGAAGCACAGGGAUCACAACAACAGUAAACGUAGAAGAUAGCGAAGAAACACUUCACUGUUUAAAGGGGUUGUAGCGAUGGAGUCCCUGAUGAGUGCGGUGGCCCCGCGCUCCCCAGCCCCCGCCAAGAAGCCGUCAGAGGUGGACUUCAGGUCGGGGGCCACCCUGGAUCAGCUGUCGGCCCAGGUGUCUGAGCUGGUACUACUGGAACAGGGAGAGUUUGGAGACCAGACCGCCUUAGAGGUCCACACUGCCAAGGACUUUAUCUUCAACAUGCUGGGCCUAGUACAGAAGGUAGACCAGCGCCUCCCGGUGGCCAACGAGUACCUGCUCCUUUCAGGCGGGGCCCGGGAAGGUGUCUUGGACCUCAACCCCGAGGACCUGGGGGACUACGCCAAAGGGGCUGACUUUGACCUGGACUUCACCCUGCUGGUGCCCGCCCUCAAGCUCCAUGACCGCAACCAGCCCGUCACCCUGGAUAUGAGGCACUCCCCACCCUGCCACUCGUGGCUCAGCCUUCGCCUCUGCGACUCCAACAUCCUGUCCCGCUGGGGCAUCUGCUGCCAGGAGGAAAACGGACUUUCCCCCGAGGAAGACGAGGAGGAAGAGGGAGAAAUGGGGAAAGGCUCCAUCCCCUCCCUGGGCUCCCCUCAGUCUCUGGAUGGAUGCUACUUCUCUCCCUCCCUGGUGACAGACUGGUUCUGGGCGGUGGUGAGCGAGGCUGUGGAGGAGCUGAGGCGCAGUCCCCAGAGAGGCAUUCCCACCCCAGACCGACUAGAGAGGAACGGACCCCUCACCACUAUCAUCCUCCAGGCGGGCUCCAGUCGGGUGCUGUACGACUUGCUGCCUGUGGUGUCGUUUCGGGGCUGGCCUGCUGUGGCCCAAGGCUGGCUGACCGCCAACCACUUCUGGGACGGGAAAAUCACAGAGGAGGAGGCCAUAUCUGGCUUCUAUCUGCUGCCCUGCUGCUCCCCGCUGGGUGGUCGGCCCGACAGGGAGUGGAGGCUGGCAUUCUCACGCAGCGAGGUUCAGUUGAAGAAGUGCAUCCCCUACCCCAUGGCCCAGGCUUUCCAAGCAGCCAAAGCCGUGUUGUCUCGUAUCCUGGCCCGACCGCGUGCGGGUCUCAGCCUCUAUCACCUGCGCACUCUUCUGUUCUGGGCCUGUGACCGACUUCCUGCCGCCUACCUGUCCUGCCCUGACGCAGACACCCCCGGCCGCCUCCUCCUGGGUCUCCUCGAUGACCUGGCUCAUUGCAUCCUAGGCAAAAACUGCCCAAACUACUUCCUGCCCCAGUGCAACAUGUUGGAGCACCUGACAGACAGCCAGGCGCUGCUCGUCGCCAGAAAACUCGCCCACGUGCGCUCGGAUCCCAGCGAGCACCUCCGGGCGGCUCUGGACCAAGCGCAGCAGGCGGGCCAGCUGAAGAAGGAGCUCACGGCUAGCGCCACCAACGGCCACGGCUCCCCCGGGCACCACCCGGCCAACGGCAUCAUCUCGCCUUCGGAGGACAAGCUGGCGCAGCGACUGCAGCAGCUGGUCACUGAGAACCCUGGGAAAUCCAUAUCCGUCUUCCUCAACCCAGACGACGUCACCAGGCCACACUUCCGCAUCGAUGAUAAGUUCUACUGAUGAAGACGCGCUGCAGAGGGGACGUGUGGAGAUGUGUGUGUCGAGCUCACAAACACACGCUGAAAAUGCUCUGAGACGUCACAUCUGAGCGUACGGAGACUGAGAAUCAGGCAGGUGUUUUUUUUUCUUUCUUCUGAACACUGCAGGCCUGGAAGCGAACACACUCCUCCUGUUCACCAUCCUGAGGCUGAACAAUGCAACAAAGCCUUGCUGCUCGACUGACUCUUUAAACCAAAAACACUUAAUGUCCUACUACUGACAAAUGGCGUCCAAUUCGGCGGACGUCGCACAACAGACCUGAUGUCACCCAGCUGUUGCCACGGAGACGGCCCUCUCCUAACGAGCUGGCCUUAACGAGACUUCUCAGCUGGUGCUACAAAGACAAGGGCCGGCUUUAGUCAUGUGAAAUAAGUCCAGUGGAGAUCAACACAGAGCGUGUGUGUAUGUGUGUGUGUAUAUGUACGCCUAAGGGUUUUCACAUAUUACUUACACUUCUAACAGACAAAAGGAGAAACGCUUCUCGAUUGCUGCAUUUCUCCCCUUUUUAUUUUAGAUCAGAGUGGGCGAUGGCUGAAUCAGAAAGGAAAAACAAGGUGUGGCUGAUGUAACUGAAUGUAAUGUUGUGAGGAGAACUGCCGAGUCUUUGAACAAAGAGUCUCUUUUCUCUGUCAACUACGUUUUUAGCCCUCGUUUUUUUUUUUCUCUCCACGCCUAGAUUUAUGGCAUGUUUUUUUAUUUAAAAAAAAAAAAAAAUCUUUCUCAGGUAUUCAUAAUACUUAUCCUUUUUUAUGUACAUGAUUCCCUUUUAAGGUCUUUAACGAUUUUUCAGUGCCGCUUACAUUUCAUUAAUACCGGUGAUGGAAUGUACCAAAGAACUGCGUUUGCGCAGUUUUGAGGAAAGAGAAUGUCUUACAUAUCCCUAAACUUCUAAUCUGAUGAAUCUGCUGAGUCAUGGUCAGAGUGUUAAGUUUUGUCCUCCUGAUGGCCCGGUCACACCGGCGGUUAAAACGGCAACACUUUGCAGCAAAAUCAAUUAAUUCCAAUGGAAUCGUCACAGUAAGUAGAUUUGCGCGUGAGAGUAAACGGCGACAUUUGAGAGAACAGAUAAGUUGGCUAGUAUAAACUGCUCCACAGAAGAUGGUUUGCAGACAGUUACAGUUAUGACAGUCGAUGGUACAUACAGACGUGGAUUUGAUGCCCCCGUUAGCGGCCCAGCUAAUGAGUUUGCUUACUGACAGCUUGUUUUUUCCUCCGAUGUCAGUAGAACUUAAUUUAAUGAAAUGACGGAUAAACCUGAAAAUACAAUGCCAGGGGGAGAGAACAGCCUAGCACAGAGAACACUGAGAGAAGCUUGGCGACCCAUUGUGACCGACUAGCCCUAGCAUGUCCUGGUUGGCUAGCGAGCCUUUUAACGAACAACAAAAUGAAUCAAUAAUGAUAAAAAAGCGCAAAUGGCAGCCGUAAUCACUGAGUCACCAAGCUUAAUGAAAAACAUUUUUGCAUACAGACGCAGGUUCAGUUCAGUUGUGGUGUGACCGGGCCUUGGAUAAGUUAAGACUGAAAAGGAUGGGGAUGUUAAAUGAACUAAAGUGGUUCAUUAUAAUGUAAUACGAUGGUUUUGUUAGCGUACAGAGAUGUAAGAGUGCAACUGGUUCAAGUUUUGAGUUUAGUUUUCCUACCUGAGCAGACAUUUUGGUCCCUCGUGUUUGGAUUGUUAAGAUAGGCCCUUUAUAAGGGAUUUAGAAAAAAUAUAACCAUGUGUAUGUAGAUAUGAGGAAUCCAAUUAGAAGGAGUGUAUUGAUCAAAUAAUGAUUGGCUGUUCUGCCAUAGUCACAACUAAGUGAAGGUACUUAACUGGGGGCCCAGCACAUCCUGUUGCAUCAUGUAAGCGAGUCUAUUAACUUUCCGAUGAAGAAACUUCGAGCUGUGUGCGUCUCUCAUUCGGUUUUAUUUGGAGACUGGUUCUGACUCGACUGAUUCUGAUAAUUGUCCCUGUCUCCUCUGCUUGGUUGGUCAUUUUUAAUGAGCUUUGUGCGCGAGGAUAUCUGUGUGUGUUCACCGAGAGACCAACCACGCAGCAGGAUGCAGGCAGACACCCAGAUGCUGCCCACUCAAUUAUACCCUCAGUGGGUGUGUGUUAGUCGCUGGGCCCUAUCGUUUCUCACCAGCCGGGGAGUCAUCCGUCGGGUGGGGAUGGAGGGAUCGAUAGAGGAGGGGUGCAGGGUGGGGAGACGGGCCCUCCUCCGGUCCUGUUUUGAAGGGGGAAGAUGGGGCCUUGCAGGGCCUGGACAGCUGUCUCUCUCUCUGGAACUCACGCUGUCUUUCGUUUUCUCUCACUCUUGCGGCUCCAGUGUUCCUUUUCUCCCUUCUUCCUCCCUCCUCCCAUCUCGAUUUCCACACAUAGGGUGGUCAUAUUUCUUUCUUUUAGGACUCUAGAGCAACACAGAGCUCCUAAAACGUGGUACUUAUCCAACCUUACGUUCACACUGAAUGGAUUAGGUAUACCCAGGCACGCUUUGAUGCUCUCCCUUCCACUUGCAUUAGUUUUCGUGGGUCUUAAUUAUUUUGACCUUUUAAUGAAUCUGAGACUAAACGCUAUCUGCAAACACACUGAUGGGUAAGCUCUGAUUCGACGGGGCUUUUACCGAGCACUGAAAUGCUGCUUCCGACGUUAUAGUGCAUAGGCGGGGUACAACGCUACAAGCACACAGUUAGUCACAGUUAAGUUUACGUAAAUAUCAAGGUGACGGCGGUUCAUCUUUGUGAGUUUUAGGCUGCUGGUGGAUUGUUUCUCCUUCAGAAGGCGUACGAACAUCUGUGAGCCUCGCGUUACGAUAUCCGCCCUCUACGAACGCCAUGUGCUUAAUACUGAACGAAUGUUUUACAGCGUCUGUUUGUACUGGUGGUGUGUGUGUGUGUGCGCGAGACUGAGUGUAUGAAUUGAACCUGAGGAAAACCAAAGUGCAUGGAGGCGGUACAGAGUGUGUGAGCAGGGUGUGUAUUCAGGUGUGUGUUUUCAGCACUUUUCCAAGACAGGCUCAGAUGUCGCUAUCGUGUCCUGAAUAGUCACAGAGAGAAUCGCAGCAUUUAUUUAUUGGAAACUAUAGUUGAUGUAAAGGUACUUUCUCAUCGCCCUCUGUAAUGUUUGACUGAGAGUGUUGCAAGUGUAAAAAAAAAAUAAAAUUGUAUCUCACUUUGUACCUUAAUUGGCCUAGUUAGAGAUUACUAGACACUGGAAACAAUCAAUGUUUUUUCCUGAAUUGUGCACAUUAAGUCUUUGUGGAGAAAAUCCUGUAUUUUACACUAGUGUCAGUUUCUAGAUAUGCAAUCAAGCCCCCCCCCCUAUGGAAAGGUCUACACCGCCUGCUCUAAUUGUACUUUAGUGUAGAUUUUACCGUGGUUGUGAAAGAGGGGAAUCACUAUCUGCUGUGCAGGGAUUGCAUAAAAACACAGAUGACACUCUAAAACAUCAUUGUCCGCUCUCCGCUCCUCUCUUUAUAAUCACUGCUGGGCUUUUUUCUUUUGUUUUUUUUUUUUGUGCUGAAACUUCUGAUGAUUCUGUUUAAGAUUCAUUCGACUACUGUGGAUAAAUAGCUGACCAAAAACAAUGAAUGUAUCCGCCAUAUCUCUAAUCUGUUCCAGUGCGAACACAUCAAAUCUAAUUUCUCACCGUUAUCUGAACAGACGUACUCUGCUCUGUACUCAAGUGCUGAGAUAGAAAUCUGUACUGAAUCACUCCACAGUUUGAGAAAUUGAAUUUCAUAUCUCUUUUAUUACUUGAGCUCCUUUUUUUUUUCUUUUUUUUUUUCUAAAAAAAAUAAAAAAAAACAAGUGCAAAAUAAGUUUCUCUGUAUGAUGAUAUGACUGAUUUGCUGUAUUUAUUACUGUUAUUUUCUGGGGGUUUAUAUUGAUCAAUCUUCAAGCUUUAGCAUGAAAUAAAUCACUACAUUUCAAAUCA